Molecule: messenger RNA, 1269 nt
Organism: Serpula lacrymans var. lacrymans S7.9
Lineage: Eukaryota; Fungi; Basidiomycota; Agaricomycetes; Boletales; Serpulaceae
Exons: 6
Coding region: 1-1269 (422 amino acids)
Biological process (GO): RNA processing
Source: RefSeq, a predicted model, not a curated record
AUGACCAAAGGAAAGAAUGUCAAUCCUGCAGAUGCAUUCAGAAAGGCCCAGAGGAAGAAAGAGCUGAAAAAGGCGAGUAAUAAGGUCGAGCGGACCAAGGCCCGUGACUUUGCACUCGUGAAGAAAGAUACGCACGAUCUCGAAGAUCAAGUCGCCAAGCUAGAAGUAAUUUCUAAUCGCUCUGCAGCAGAACAUAUCCAACUGGCAAAUCUCAAAGCAGAACUAAUUAAAAUUAUGAAAAAGAAGGAAGAUUACGUUGAGGAUCAUCCCGAACACCGCAGGCUGGUCUUUAGAGGCAGAAAGGUAGCGAACGAGGAUGACGUUAAAAUAUCAUCAAUGGAGCAAAAGAGAAAUCUAUUUAACAAACAUGGACUUCCCAGACACCCAGCCAGGAGUAUUUACUAUAACUCUGUCAUGAAUCCUUACGGUGUUCCUCCACCAGGCAUGCCUUACAUCGAGAGACCUUUCAAGCCAGACGAGGUCGCUAGUGACGAAGAAGACCAUGGAGAUGAUGGAAUCGUUAUGCCAGCGGGACCUCCACCCACAGCUGGAUCUGAAGAUGUACCAAGUGAUUCUGACGGUGAUAUACCUUUGCCAGUAGGUCCACCGCCCCCAAAGGACUCUGGUGCGUAUUAUGCUGCUAUUGUGGCAUGUGAAAAGCUCAUAGAUUUUUACUUUCUGUUCCGGCUCAUCCCCUCUAUUCGUACCUCCAUUGUCGCCCUACUCCUGUGGACAACAGUGAAAAAUAGUCUUGUCCCGCCCCCGCCCCUGCCCCCUCAUCCAGUUGGCCUCUUUCAGCCUCUACACGUCCCCAUGGUGUUCCCCCCAUUUAUGUAUCCACCUCCACCUCCAGGGCCUAUGAAUGUACGUCCUCCAUCCGGGCCACCACCAGCCUUUUCAGGCCCUGCUUUGUCGAUGUCAAUGCCCCCACCCCCACCUGGAUUUUUCUCUCGUCGUGCCCAGUCAGUCUCCGCUAUGCAAGCGCCAUUGUCGUCUGCGCCUCACCAGACCUAUCAGGCACAUGCUGCCAAUCGCGUCGCAGCGAAUGCCUAUCUCCCACGCGAUUCUAAGUUUCCUCUUACUACAGGUUCUUCGGUCUCUGGGCCUAUUACUACUGCGGCUACAGUUUCAGCCGCACCCCAAUUGAGGGACUUCAGGAAGGAAGCAACGGCCUUCGUUCCAGCAUCGUUAAAGCGGAAAAAACCUACUGCCGCAGGGCCGACUGCAUCCUCUAAUAUCAAUGCCGCUCCAUCUAUGACUCUAGUUUAA